CCAAUCAAAUCCUCAUAUUUAAAGACGGCUACUCUCAAUAAACAACCCUUGCUUGCCUUAAGAAAAAAAAAGGAAAUUAUUAUGCAAGACUAAUAAAAUUUAUUCUUUUAUUUAUCUUUGUAUGCUAAAAACGAUUUAUAGAACGUGCUUUCGUUCGUUAACUACUACAACCGCAGUAAAAACUCUCUUUGAUACUUCUCCUAAUCACUUAUUCAAACCACUUCAACAAUUGGCACCGACUUUCUAUACAAAUGGUGAUAAUAUAAAGCCGCUUUAUCAGCCUGUUGAUUUCUAUUCUCAAUUAAAAGAAAAUAUCUUAUCUGCCAAGGAACGUGUAUUUAUUGCUGCACUUUAUAUUGGUCAGAGUGAAAGAGAGCUUGUUAAUACCUUACGUUUAGCUCUUCAUAGAAACCCUCGACUUAAGAUUUAUAUAUUAAUUGACUGUUUACGUGGAACAAGAGUAUCAAAAGAUGAAAGCUCUGCAACAUUACUAUUACCACUAAUCAGAGAUUAUCCAGAUCAGAUUAGAGUAUCAAUGUACCAUACUCCUGAUCUAACGGGCAUCUUGAAAAAAACAUUACCUCAAAGAUUUAAUGAAACUAUUGGAUUAAUGCAUUUAAAGGUAUAUGGGUUUGAUAAUUCAGUUAUGCUAAGUGGUGCCAAUCUUAGUACUGACUAUUUUACAAACCGACAAGAUCGAUAUAUAUUAUUUAAUCAACAGCCAGGAUUAAGCUCUUAUUAUUAUGAUCUUCUUCAACUCAUCUCGGAUUGCUCAUAUCAGCUUACCCCUUUAUCGGAAAAAAAACAAUACAAAUUAGUCAUUCAUAAUAUUGCAGAUCCUGUUAAAGAAAGUAGACAAUAUAAAAAACAAAUGCAUCAUCGAUUACAGCAAUUUAUACAAUCUUAUCAAUCAAAACCCAUUAAAUCAGAAGAAGCCAUGGCUGAUACAGCUAUUUUACCUGUCAUUCAAAUGGGCCCCUUUCGUAUUCGUCAAGAUGAACGAAUGACACUUGAACUUUUAAAUAUCGCUCAUCAACAGCCAAAGCCCUGGACAAUCCACCUUACUUCGGGUUAUUUUAAUUUUACAGAGCAAUACAAGUCCUUUAUUCUUAAAACGCGUGCUUGUUUUCGAUUCUUGACAGCUUCCCCUGAAGCGAACGGCUUUUUUAAUUCAAAGGGAGUUUCUAGAUUCUUACCUCCUGCUUAUACAUUUAUUGAACGCGAAUUUUAUAGACAUGUAAAACGAGCAGGAAGACAAUCGGAAAUUUCAAUUGAAGAGUAUAAAAGAACAGGUUGGACAUAUCAUGCAAAAGGUUUAUGGGUAUCCCUCAAUGAUGAUAAGCUUCCUACAGCUACUAUGAUCGGCUCUCCUAACUUUGGUCAGAGGUCAAGUGAACGAGACUUAGAGGCUCAAGCAUUAGUAAUCACAAGGAAUGAAAGUUUAAGAAAAGCAUUGCAUAAGGAAGUGGAUUUAUUACAUCAACAUUCAGAACUUGUAACAAACGAAACAUUUGAUAAAAUAGAUAGAAGAGUACCUAAUGGUGUCAAAAUUGCAACUGCAUUUGUAAAAACCAUGUUAUAAUUAUUAGAUUUAUUACACUUGUCGAUUCUAUAAUAUAAUAGUAUA
This is a messenger RNA of Cokeromyces recurvatus, 1627 nucleotides long. RefSeq lists its product as uncharacterized. Bases 122 to 1582 code for a protein of 486 amino acids. Gene Ontology annotation, biological process: cardiolipin biosynthetic process. Lineage: Eukaryota; Fungi; Mucoromycota; Mucoromycetes; Mucorales; Mucoraceae. The transcript is spliced from 5 exons. The record is from RefSeq and is a predicted model, not a curated record. Gene Ontology annotation, cellular component: mitochondrion. Gene Ontology annotation, molecular function: CDP-diacylglycerol-glycerol-3-phosphate 3-phosphatidyltransferase activity.